CCCGAUAUUCACUUGCCAGUACUGAAAAAAUAUAGUGUACGUGACAUGAACUAUAGAUUUUCAGUAUUGGCAGUGAAUACUCGGAACAUAGCCUUUAUAGAUGCUCUAUUAGCAGCCACACAUAUUUCACGAAAACGAGACCGAGCUGAAUGUGUAAACAAAGCAAUAUGGACGAAGACGCGCGUACAAUUUAUUGCGGAAAUAUAAGCAACAAAGUGACAGAAGACAUUCUCUAUGAACUAUUUUUACAAGCAGGCCCUUUAGAAAAGGUAUCCAUUCCUAAAGACCGUGAUGGCAAACAAAGAACAUUUGGGUUCAUUACAUAUAAACAUGUAAACUCUGUACAGUAUGCUUUACAACUAUUUAAGGGUACAGCACUUUAUGAUCGUAUUCUUACGAUGAAACCAAGGAACAACACUGAAGCACAAAAAAUAGAUAAUACUAUGGAUCAGUAUAUGAAUAACAGGAUGCAGCAAGUUCAAUUAUUGCAGCAAAGUCAUCAAAUAGGCAAUUUUUCAUUGUUGGAGAUGAAUCCCAAUAAUGAUAGAAAUCUUAAAAGAAUGGACCCCUAUCAAAGGGAUAGGGAUAAAUUUCGAGAGAGGGACAAAAUUAGAGAUAGAGAUAGGAAUAGGGAUAGAGACAGGGAAAGAAAUAGAGAACGUAAUCAUAACGAUUACUACAGAGAUGAAAAGCCAUAUUAUAAUAGAGACAAUAACCAUCGUUCUAACGAUUAUUCGCGAUAUAAUGGCAAUAGGAAAAGAUGGACUUAUCACUGAUGAUAACCAUCGUCAGGUUCUUUCUUUUCACAUGAUAGUUUUAUAUUUUCGAUCAUUCUUGAUUUUGAUCUGUCAAAUCUUUCAUUACUUGUUUCCUGUAAUGAUCCUAACAUACUCUUAACACAUUAAGUUAUACUAUUUUAAAAUAUAAUUCUCCAGUAAAUAUGAUUUGUAAUUAUGUUGAUAUAAUAAUCUUGAGUAUAAUUUGGAUAUAACUGUAAUUAAUUUUAUAUGUUAUAAGAAUGU
Molecule: messenger RNA, 1022 nt
Organism: Dinoponera quadriceps
Lineage: Eukaryota; Metazoa; Arthropoda; Insecta; Hymenoptera; Formicidae
Product: RNA-binding protein 7
Exons: 2
Coding region: 150-776 (208 amino acids)
Biological process (GO): regulation of alternative mRNA splicing, via spliceosome
Cellular component (GO): nucleus
Molecular function (GO): single-stranded RNA binding
Source: RefSeq, a predicted model, not a curated record